GUCACAAGAAUGAACUAUUCAACUCCUCCUAUCAAUCGCCUGCCAGUAGAACUCCUACAGCAAGAAUUCUUGCUCAUAUUAAACGAUAUUCAAGGAAACCCCAGUAUAUUCUCAUUUGGAGACACAUGCAUCUCAGCCGAUGUUGCCAGUCCUCCCCUACUCCUCACUCACGUGUGUCGCCUUUGGCGAGAUAUUGCACAUUCGACGACAGCAAUCUGGUCGCGCAUCCAUGUUGCACUUCCCGGCCGAAUUCAACCAUUGAAACCGUUCCUUCCAUCUCUACUAGAGGUUUGGCUCGCCCGCUCAGGACGUCGCCCCCUCAGCCUUAGUAUCGUGUCCGAGCAGCUCUGCUACUCACGCGAUCCGGAAGCCAGAUGCUUGCCAUGGCUCCGCCCAUACCAAUCAGAGGCGGAUCGUCGACUGCUUGAAAUAUUGCUUUCUGUAAGGGGGCGAUGGGAGACGGUGGCUAUCAUGUCACCUGCCAUUUAUGACUGGAGUGGUAACAUCGAUACACCUCGGUUGAGAACAUUAAAAUGUUUUCUACGAGAGUUCAGGAGAUUUAACGCACCAAAUCUCCAUUGCCUACACAUCUUCAAUCGAAGUGAUUUUCCUGCCAAACCUGCUCCUAUCUGUAAAGAUAUACGUCAUCUCCGCCUUCAACACACUUCCGUCAAUGCUAUACGCUUCACUUCGGUGAUUUUUCCUCAUCUGGAGACCAUGAUAGUGGAUGAUUAUUCCCUAGGUUCUGGUGAUAGAAUUGACACUGUUGCACAAUCUCGCCUCAAAUCAAUGACUCUUCCCCUCACAUCGGAUCGACAGGAAUUCAUCGACAUACUUGAUGGGUUUCAUCUCCCAAUGCUACAAAAAUUGACUGUGGUGGUGGAAGAACUGAGAUCACUAGAAAUCGAAUGCAUUAUGGCGGCUUUGGCGGUGGCAACUUGCUCUGAGCCGACAGUAGACUUGAAGAUGGCCACACCGCCAAGCAAAGUUGAUAUAGAUAUCGUUGAACCAUUGCUCUUGGUCGCGAAGGAAGUUACUGUCUGCGGAAAAGUACUUGAAGAUCCUGUUGGAGGGGCAUCUGUGUUGUAGUAGCUUCCCC
Messenger RNA from Suillus discolor, 1099 nucleotides. RefSeq lists its product as uncharacterized. The record is from RefSeq and is a predicted model, not a curated record. NCBI's taxonomy places the organism in Eukaryota, Fungi, Basidiomycota, Agaricomycetes, Boletales, Suillaceae. The transcript has a single exon. The coding region runs from base 10 to 1089 and encodes 359 amino acids.